CUAAUAAUUCAGUUUCCAUCCAUCUUUAUGAGACUUCACAGUUGACUUGACUCCCAGUAUGGUUGAUGACAAGGUUCAGACUUGAGACAGGAAAUUCAGUAAGCUUCAGGCAACCUCCCGCACAGCUCGAAACACAUCAGUGGUUUGAAAGAAAAGGAAAGGGAAAGGGAGCCAAAUGGCCGGUACGGUUGACCCCAUUCCUAACAGCAUCAAGAAGCUAUGGGACAAGUGGAACCUCAGGGGCUUUAUCCUCUUAAGCCUCACAUUGCAGACCCUUCUAAUUCUUUUUGCACCCGCGCGAAAGCGGACGCCAAACAUGGGGAUAAUGUUCAUCGUUUGGUCAUCUUACUUGCUCGCUGACUGGGCUGCUAACUUUGCAAUUGGAUUAAUCUCAAACAGCCAAGGCGACCAUGCAGGUGACGACUAUCCUGGUGAUCUUUUGGCAUUUUGGGCUCCCUUUCUUUUGUUGCACCUUGGCGGUCCAGACACCAUUACUGCGUUUGCGCUUGAAGAUAACACUCUGUGGCUCAGGCACUUUCUUGGCCUCAUAUUCCAGGUUGCAGCUGCUGUGUAUGUCUACAUUCGAUCCUUCCCCAAAAACAAACUAUGGCUCCCAACCGGCCUCCUUUUUCUUGCUGGAAUCAUCAAGUAUGCUGAGCGCACACGCUCCUUGUAUAGUGCAAGCUUGGAUAAUUUCAAGGAAGCCAUGAUGAAAAAACCUGAUCCAGGACCGAAUUACGCAAAGCUUAUGGAAGAGUACUCCUCGAUAAAAAAUUCCCAACUUCCAACUCAUAUAGAACUCACAGCAGAACGCAGCAAGGAAUCUAGGACGGUGACUUACGUGAUAGGCAAAGAUGAGCUGGACAGUGAUAUUGCAGUGGUGAGACAUGCUCAUUAUUUCUAUCAAAUCUUCAAGGGUCUAAUUGUGGAUCUCAUUUUCAGCUUCCAUGAACGCCAUGAGAGUCGUGCAGUCUUCCAUGAAAGAACACCGAAAGAAGCAUUUAAAUUAAUUGCAGUCGAGCUCAACUUUAUGUAUGAAGCUCUCUUCACCAAGGCUGCUGUGGUGCAUACUAAGCCAGCAUACAUUCUCCGGGUGGUUUCCUUCAGCGCGAUUGUUGUAGCCCUUGUUUUCUUUUAUAGAUUAGAGAAAGAGGGUUUGCACUCGUUUGAUGUUAGAAUUACCUAUACCUUGCUGUUUGGUGCCAUAAGCUUGGAUUCAAUAGCUACUGUUAUGCUUACAUUCUCAGAUUGGACUAUUGCUGCUCUGAAUAAGUUUUGGCAAAAUUCUGGUCUAGCCAAAACUAUUUUUGGAAAGUAUCUCGAUUUCAAGAGAUCGUGGGGGUGGCCUACGGCAAAAACAAGAAAUGAGGGCGGCCAAGUUCCUAAAACAAAAGCAACGAAAUGUUUGGAGUGGAUUAGGCGAAUCCUAUUUCGGAGGUGGUACGAAUCUGUCUCUACAUUCAACUUGAUACAUUAUUCCCUCAAGGAGAAGCGGAAAAAGUCCCCGAAAUGGUAUGACUGCUUUGGCAUUGGCUACAUUAAAGUCAUCACCUUAUUUGGCCUCAAGGAUCUUCAUGAUAAGUUGACAUAUAGGACCAAAAAGCCGCUCGCUGAAGAGUUAUGGGUUUUUAUUUUUGAGCAGUUGAUAAGUAAAUCCAUGCUCGCUGAUGAUCCUGAAACUGCAAGGAAAAUAGGUGCGGCCAGAGGUGAUUGGGUUCUCGAGGGUAGCGAUUGGGAUAGUAAUGUGAUCACUAAGUUACUAUCUUACGUUGUUGAUGUGGAAUAUGACAAGAGCAUUUUAUUGUGGCACAUUGCUACGGAGUUGUGUUUCAACGAUGACAAAAGCAAAACUGAAGGUGAAGCUGCGCCUGAAGUUAGUGAUGAAACUAAAAAAAGUAAAGAACACAGUAGGACCAUAUCUGAUUAUAUGUUGUACCUCUUAGUUAUGCAGCCUUCUAUGAUGUCUUCUAUAACAGGAAUUGGACAAAUAAGAUUCCGGGACACGUGCGCAGAAGCCAAGAAAUUCUUCAGCAGAAGGGAUCUAGAAUCUGGACAAGUGAAAGAAGCUUGCGAAAAACUCCUGGAGGUAAAUACAGAUGUUGAGCCAGUUGCUGUCAAAGGAGAUAGAAGUAAAUCAGUGUUGUUCGAUGCUUGUAUUCUGGCCAAAGAGUUGAGAAAAUUGGAGGACAGGAAAUGGGAGCUGAUGAGUGAAGUGUGGGUGGAAAUUCUGUCUUAUACCGCAACUCAUUGCCGAGCGAAUGACCAUGCGCAACUGCUGAGCAAAGGUGGAGAGCUAGUGACUUUUGUUUGGUUAUUGAUGGCUCAUUUUGGCAUAGGAGAGCAGUUCCAAAUAAAUGAGGGCCAUGCGAGAGCAAAACUCAUCGUGGGAAAGUGA
Molecule: messenger RNA, 2395 nt
Organism: Pyrus x bretschneideri (Chinese white pear)
Lineage: Eukaryota; Viridiplantae; Streptophyta; Magnoliopsida; Rosales; Rosaceae
Exons: 2
Coding region: 176-2395 (739 amino acids)
Source: RefSeq, a predicted model, not a curated record